CUCCUUGUGCUUAAAAGUGGACAAAUACUCAGGAAAAGUGGGCAGUGUGGGCAGGUGGAUUGUGUGGCAGCUCGACACUGCGGUGCUAUGGACCAGAGUGAGCCCAGCUGUGAUGGUCCUCAUGGGGAUGGUCCUGACUGUGGUGGUCUCAGCCAUUGGGGUCUUGACCACAGCAGUCCUGGUGGUCUCUUCCCCAAGGAAGCCAUGGGAGCAGGUGAGCAUCUGCUCUGGGCAAUGCUGUUGGAUGUCCCCAUGUUUGUGCAGUCUGACCCCUGCGCUGCUGGCACCUAUAGGGGCUCACACAGCUCUGCUCCCUGUCUGGGCUGGUGGCAGCGGUGCUGGGGACCUUUGUCCCCCACUAAGCAUUCAGAGGACUUUGUUCCCAUGCUGGCCUCGUUGCCCAUAGCCCUGGGGAUGUACAGGAGCCAUGGGAGGAGGAUGAGGACGGAGGGUCCCAGCUAUGCUCGCAGCACCAAAAGUUUCUCAUGGCUGCAGGCAUACAGCCCUCAGCAAAGGCAUCCAGGUUAUGCUUUCCGGGCUUGAUACCUUGUUCUGCUCUGUGAAACCCCAGUGGAGGGCAUGAAAUGUGUUCCCCAAAAAACUCUUGCAUGUAUCUGACAGUUCCCUGUCCCCACUGUGCUGUCUGUCCCAACGUGGGCACAGCCUCUCCCACCGCCAGGCUCACCUCUCCCACUGCCCUGUUGAGGUGGUGGGAUUUCCCAAAGUAGGUCAGGUUAAUUUUUCAACGCGUGCUGAUUUGCUCGUUACCAUGGAUAUUGCUCAAUUACACACCAAUAAUCCUCCCCAGAGAACUUCAUUGUUGCUGCUUUCCUUCCCCCCGCUUUUUUCUUUCAAGAUUCCCAGGAGUGGGUCAGGAUGUGUCAAGGGGAUGAAGCGGGAAAGAGAGAGCAAAGAUGGAUAGGGGAAAUCUGGGCUGAGCUUUGGGGAAUGCUCAUCUGAGUCAGUGAGAGUGGGCACUGGAGGCUCAGUGUGUCCAUGGCUACACUCUGCCCUGCCAGGACCCAGCACCAUAGCCCCCCAGCAUCAACCUGCUUUUUGGGGGUGGCUCAGCCAAACACCAUGUUCCUGGGGCUCAAGGACUUGAGGAUCCACGCAAAAGGAAAAUGAAAAAGCAUCUCUCUUUUCCUCUCUCGAUCAAUUGCUCCCAGUUCAACUCAGCUUGGCUUUGCAAGUGCAGCAGGAGGCAAGAGAAAUAUUCUUCCAAAGGGUUUUUCUUUUUGUAAUGCAAACUUUAUUUUUUUGGUAGAAGUGGGUCACUGGAGGGGUGACAGAGUAAGAGCAUCAUCGCCUGGGUGAUACAUCUUGUUGCCAUGGUGACCUGGGGGCUGCAUCAGUCAACAGCUUUAAACAUUUGACAGCUGAGUAAGAUGGAAGAUUUUAAUGAGGACAGACACUUGCUUGCUUAGUUUCAAUAACCGAAUUCUCUAUAAAUACCCUCGGUCUGAAUGGCUGCAGGUCUCCAGUGUGCUGUGAGUAGUGUGGUUGGGCACUCCCCUUCCCCAUGUGUUCCAGGGUAGCGAGUGUGUGCCCACAUCCAAAACAGUUGAGGGAUGCAAAGCAGGUGGCUCUUUAUAAUUCUUUUCCUCUCCUGCUCAUGUUGGAACAAACAAGGUGACACGAGUGCAGUUGGGGAGCGCAGGCUUUGGGUUUCCAAGGCACGUGCUGGACCAUGUGUCCUUGACAUUGGUACCGUGGCUGUGGGGCGGGAUGGGGCCACCCCCACCACUGCCUGCAACAAACCAAACCUGGGGAGCAAAGGCUGCUUGCUAGGAGCAGAUGGACUCUUGUGCUGUGCUCUUGCUUGCAAGAGGUGAGCCAUAAGCAAGCUCCCAAGGUUCAGCUGCAAUCUGGAGAAGAUGUGGGGCUUGGUUAAAGCAAAGCAAGGCACUGCUGGAGUGGAGACAUCAAUCAGGCAUGGAUAUUGGAAAAAAUUUGUUCUCAUCCCUUGCAAUGCCACCACCACACCAGGUGUUCCCAGUGCCUGCAGUGCUUCAUUCUGGGCCCUGCGCAGAGGUGUGGCAGGGAUGGGAGCUUCCCAUUUGCUGCUCCGCUGGCAGCCAGGCACAGUGUGAGCCCCUCCAGUGCCAAGGGCAUGCUCCUCAGGUCUUGUGACUGCACUGGUGACACUGUGAUGUCCACACCUCCAAGCACAGCCUUCUGUCACAUGUAACAGUGUGGAAAAUCCUCAGGCUGACCCCUGUGGAAUGGCAGGCUUGGGACCUGGCUCUGCCCUUGGGCUUUAGACCCGCAGCCGUCAUGCUGGAUGCUGUGUUAGAGAACAGGGCUGGGCUCCAGCUCUCCCUGUCCCUCUGGGGUGAGCUGUGGGGUUGACUGCGGCCAGGGCCACCCUGCGAGUGCUCUGUGCUGAGCCCUGCCGUCACCUUUUGUCUGUUUACAAGGUGCUGGCAGCUUCCUCCCCACGCUGCUGUGCUCCUACGCGUGGAUUUAGCCAGCUCUUCCCAAACCAAAUGGUUGUGUGCAUCCCAAUGCAGAGCGCUCCAGCACUUGGGUCUCUCUGUACUGCCUCGUUUCCCCCUUUAUGGCAACGUCCCCACGUUCUGCCAUCCCUCUUUUAACCCUAGCUGCUCUUCUCCUUUCCAGGUGUCUUUUAAAAAUGGUCAAAGGGAACACUAUAGUCCCUGAAGACAUCCUGAGUUUCUGUUGCAAUGGCCUCCAGGGCUCGACCUCACCGCCGUGCACCCAGGACACAGGGGAGCAGCAGGAGGAGGCUGCGGGGGCCAUGGGUGGCCACAACCCCACCGAGGUGCAGAUGAGCCAACUGGUUCUGCCCUGCCACAGCAAUCAGCAUGGGGAGCUCAGCGCCGGGCAGCUGCUCAAGUGGAUCGACACGGCUGCUUGCCUCUCGGCUGAGAGACAUGCUGGCUGCCCGUGCGUCACUGCCUCGAUGGAUGACAUCUAUUUUGAGCACACCAUUAGCGUUGGACAAGUCGUUAACAUCAAAGCCAAAGUGAACCGAGCCUUCAACUCCAGCAUGGAGGUGGGCAUCCAGGUGAGCUACGAGGACCUGUGCAGCGGGAAGCACUGCAGCAUCUGCAAGGCUUAUGCCACCUUCGUGGCGCAGGGUCCCCUAGGCACCAAGGUGAAGCUGAAGCCGCUGACCCCGCAGACAGAGGAGGAGAAGAUUGAGCACAGCAUUGCUGCCGAGCGCCGUCGGAUGCGGCUGGUGCACAAGGACACCCUCAAGGACCUCCUCACCCGCAACACCAGUAACACCGAGAUGGAGACGAGGGAUGGCAGUGCGGUGGUGCCGGCUGAGAAGACGCGAGUGGAGAGCGUGGAGCUGGUGCUGCCGCCGCACGCCAACCACCAGGGCAACACCUUUGGUGGGCAGAUCAUGGCCUGGAUGGAGAAUGUGGCCACCAUCGCAGCCAGCCGGCUGUGCCAUGCCCACCCCACGCUGCGUGCCAUCGAGAUGUUCCACUUCCGCGGGCCGUCGCAGGUCGGGGACCGCCUGGUGCUCAAGGCCAUCGUCAACAACGCCUUCAAGAACAGCAUGGAGGUGGGGGUCUGCACCGAGGCCUAUGACCAGGAGAUGUCUGUCAGCCGGAGGCACAUCAACAGUGCCUUCAUGACCUUCGUGGUGCUGGACGAGGAGGGCCGGCCCCGCACGCUGCCCAUGGUCGUGCCCCAGCCGGGGGAUGGAGAAAGGCGGUACAGAGAAGCCAGUGCUAGGAAGAAGAUUCGGCUGGACCGGAAAUACGUUGUCUCCUGUAAGCAGACGGAGGUGCCGCUGUCUGUACCCUGGGACCAAAGCAAUAAGGUGUACCUGAGCUACAACAACGUCUCUGCACUGAAGACACUCGUAGCCAAAGCCAACUGGGUGCUGGCCAGGGAGAAGGAGAAGGUGCAGAUCUACACGCUAGAGGAGGACAAGUUCCUCUCUUUCCGCAUUGAGAUGUCGGUGAACAUCUCGGCCAGCCAGGCCUUCUCCCUGCUCUCCGACCUGCGGCGCCGGCACGAGUGGGACAGCCACUAUGAGAGUGCCGAGCUGGUGCAGCAGGUGGAUGAGGAUGAUGCCAUCUACCACGUGCUGAGCCAGGCACUCAGCUCUGAGAACAAGCCGCAGGACUUUGUCAUCCUGGCCUCCCGGCGGAAACCCUGCAGCAGAGGGGACCCCUACGUGGUGGCCUUUCGGUCGGUGACGCUGCCCACGCACCCUGCCAGCACCAACUACACACGGGGUGAGACGCUCUGCUCUGGCUUCUGUGUGUGGCCGGAGUCAGAGGAGAUGAGCAAGGUGGCUUACUACAACCAGGCGACGCCCGGGUACCUCAACUAUGUCACCACCAACGUGGUGGGGCUGUCCUCCAACUUCUGUGCCACCUUCAAGGCCUGUGAGAAGUUCCUGUUGAAGAACAAGGAUGACCUUAUUGCACUGCUGCAGGACCUCUAGGCCUGGGGCUUUGCUGUUAUCCAUGGACAGACGUGGUCUUGCAAAGAGGGGUGUGGGGACAGAGUGGUGGCACUCAGGCCGUGCCUUGCUGGGGCUUUGGCCUGAGCAAGGUCAGUGAGAUGGGGACGGAGGGGUGUCACAGGGAUGCACCAUCUUCAUACUGAUACUUCCAGUCCUCUUUUUUUUCCCCUAAUUUUAUAAGCUGCUGAGUAGGACUUGAAUUUUAGUUCAACUAAUGCUACUUGAUUCUUUGUACAAUCCCAACUCUUCCUAAUACUGAUUUUUUUAGUUGUUUCUUAAUGAGAGAAACUUUUUUGUAGUGGUGUGGAUAGGGACUGUGCUGGGGGAUGCGCUGCUCCACUGCCCCAGGCUGCAGGGCAGGGCUGGGGCACGACCACACUGCCCCUUGGCUCUCACCCAGAGUGGGGGGAGAUGCACCUGCAGGGUGGGAAAUGGGCUACUUGUGCACCCACAACAGGGCUGUCAGGUUUUCUCUGUUCCUGCGAGGAGAAGGUUGGCUGCCACCAUGUCCCUGCCUCACAUUCACUGAUUUGGGUUCCCAACCCAAGAUGCUGAUGGGAUGCCCACACUGGGCUGAGAUCCCAAUCCCAUCACACUGCCCUGCAGUCCUGCUGCUGACUACAGCUCUGCGUGGAAGGAGUGGCAAUAAAAGCACAUCAGAAGUAAAAACCUUUA
Molecule: messenger RNA, 5131 nt
Organism: Centrocercus urophasianus (Greater sage-grouse)
Lineage: Eukaryota; Metazoa; Chordata; Aves; Galliformes; Phasianidae
Gene: ACOT11
Product: acyl-CoA thioesterase 11
Exons: 16
Coding region: 2561-4435 (624 amino acids)
Cellular component (GO): extracellular exosome
Molecular function (GO): lipid binding; thiolester hydrolase activity
Source: RefSeq, a predicted model, not a curated record